AGGGGAGGCGGGAGGGCAGCGCUGGAUUUCCCCCGGCGGAGCGGAGCAGCCGCCCCGAGAGCGGCCGGGCGGCAGCUCCGCCGCCCCGGGAGGCGGGUGUCAGUCCCGUGCGCGUCCCCCUGCGCUCUACAUGGGCUCUCUCCGACGGGACUCCACACCUGUGGAGCGGGAUGCUCCACGCCGCAGCGGAGGGGGGGCGUUGGCGGCACCGGCACCCAGGCUGGACAAACGCUGCACAGCUAUGGAGAAUGAACCCAACACGACGACAUGUUCUGCAGCCACCACGACCGGCACCAGCACCUCCACCUCGCGCACGCCGCUGCCGCAGAUCUCCGUCUACAGCGGCUCCGACAGACAUGCUGUCCAGGUUAUUCAGCAGGCCUUGCAUCGUCCUCCUAGCUCAGCUGCUCAGUACCUCCAGCAGAUGUAUGCAGCCCAACAGCAGCAUCUAAUGCUGCAGACUGCUGCUCUGCAGCAGCAGCACUUAAGCAGUACCCAAUUUCAGAGUCUGGCAACUGUUCCACAGGCAAGCCUGUCAGGUGGGAGGCAAUGUACUUCCCCCACUGGGAGUGUCACUCAGCAGUCAAGCGUGUCGCAGACCUCGAUUAACCUCUCCACCUCUCCUACACCUGCACAGAUAAUAAGCCGCUCUCAGACCUCCAACACCACCAGCAGCAGCAUCACCCAGCAGACGAUGUUGCUGGGCAGCACCUCUCCCACCCUGAGUGCCAGCCAGGCUCAAAUGUAUCUGCGAGCUCAGAUGCUUAUUUUUACUCCUGCGACCACUGUGGCUGCUGUCCAGUCUGACAUUCCUGUUGUCUCCUCAUCCUCCUCAUCUUCCUGUCAGUCUGCAGCUACUCAGGUUCAGAACUUGACGUUGCGCAGUCAGAAGCUGGGUGUGUUGUCAAGUUCCCAGAAUGGCCCACCAAAGAGCAGCAGCCAAGCUCCGUCGCUGUGCCCCAGUAAGGCUGCCAGCAGCUCCAAGGGCAGCCAGGCAGACCCCUCAGAAAGCAAUAGGAAAGGCGAGAGCCCCGCUCCAGAGUGCCGGAGCACGCCGGCCACGCGGACAUCCAGCAUCCACCACCUCAUCACACCAGCUUCAUAUUCUCCAUUGCAACCUCAUUCUCUAGUAAAACAUCAGCAGAUCCCACUUCAUUCACCACCUCCGAAGAUUUCCCAUCAUCAGCUGAUCCUGCAGCAGCAGCAGCAAGUCCAGCCGAUUGCACUUCAGACUCCUCCGGGCCAGGAGCCGCCUCCAUCCCAGCACUGCCUGCCCCUGCCCAGCCACGCGCUGCCUCCGGCUCCCAGCAGCGUCCCGCCCCACUGCUCCCCUAUCCACAUCCAUCCUCCGCCUCUCACGCUCUCUCCCAGCCCGUCCCAGUCAGCUCAGCAGUCAGUGGUGGUGUCCCCUCCGCCGUCCCACUCCCCGAGUCAGUCACCCACCAUCAUUAUCCACCCUCAAGCCCUUAUCCAGUCGCAGGCCAGCUCCCUGGUGCCGGCGGCUCUGCAGCCCGAGCCGGCCGCUCCCCAGGCGGCUGCCGCCAACCCCGUGCGGCCCUCGCAGCCGCUCAGCCUCCCGCAGCACCUGCCGCUCCCGCCCUCGCCCGCCGUGCACAUCGGGGCCGUGGAGCCGCCCGCCUUGGUUUCACCGGGCCAGCAGCUCGUGUCCUCCACGCCACACCAGCAGUAUCCAGCCCUGCAAUCCGCUCCCAUCCCUCUGGCAGCUCCGCCUCAGCUCUCGGCAUCCUCAACCCAGAUUCAACCGCUGCCCCUGCAGUCUGUGCAGUCUUUACAAGUGCAGCCUGAAAUUCUGUCCCAGGGCCAGGUUUUGGUUCAAAACACUUUGGUUUCUGAGGAGGAACUUCCUGCUGCAGAGGCUUUGGUCCAGCUGCCAUUUCAAACUCUUCCACCGCCACAGACCGUCGCAGUAAAUCUGCAGGUGCAGCCGUCAGUCCCGAUUGAAACUCCAGUGAUUUACCAAGUGGAGAAUGUGUGUGAAGAGGAGAUGCCUGAGGACUCAGAUUGUGUCCACAUGGCAAGAACACCUACACCACCCACCUUGUCCCCACCAGCCAUAACCUUGGGCAAUGGAGAGGCUCUUCAUUCAGAAGAUCCUUUGUCAGAACAUGGGGGACUGCCUUCAGUGACAUCAUCAGUCAGUGCCUCAGUAAUUAAAUCUCCAUCUGAUCCUUCCCAUGCCUCUAUUCCACCACCCCCUCUUUUGCUUCCAGCAGCAACGACAAGGAGCAACAGCACAUCCAUGCCCAAUAGCAUUCCCAGCCUAGAAAAUAAACCUCCACAGGCUAUUGUCAAACCCCAGAUCCUGACCCACGUCAUCGAAGGCUUUGUGAUUCAGGAGGGCUUGGAGCCCUUCCCUGUCAGUCGUUCAUCUUUACUGGUGGAACAGCCUGCAGAGAAGAGUCUGCUGGUGGAGGGUCAGAUCAUGAGUGUGGUGUGUGUUGAAUCAGAUUUGCAGAACACAAAACAUGCAGACAACUCAUCAGACACAGAGAUAGAGGAUAUGAUUGCAGAAGAGGGACUGGAUGAAAUUGAAAAUGAUCUUCUGAAGUGUGAAUUUUGUGGGAAAAUGGGAUAUCCCAAUAAGUUUCUGCGGUCAAAAAGAUUCUGCUCCACAUCCUGUGCCAAAAGGCACAGCCUUAGUUGCACUAAGAAAUUUGGGCUGUUUCCAUCAGACAAGACCAGUCGUUGGAAUCGGAAGUCAGAUAGCCAAAGUCUUGGGCGACGCGGGCGUCGGCCGAGCGGCCCUGAGGGGGCGUCACGAGAUCAUUUUCUUAGACAGCUUCCAAUUACUUAUCCAUCUGCAGAAGAAGAUCUGGCUCCUCAUGAAGACGCUGUUCCGACGGCCAUGACCACGCGCCUGCGGAGGCAGAGCGAGAGGGAGCGGGAGCUUCGGGAGCUGAGGAUGAGGAAAAUGCCAGAGAGCAUCGACCUCCUACCAGUGGUGCAAACUGACCCCUCAGUAUGGACUGUCGAUGAAGUUUGGGCCUUUAUACAUUCUCUGCCUGGUUGUCAAGAUAUUGCAGAUGAAUUUAGAGCACAAGAAAUUGAUGGACAAGCUCUCCUUUUGUUGAAGGAGGAUCACCUUAUGAGUGCAAUGAAUAUUAAGCUUGGACCUGCAUUGAAAAUCUGUGCACGUAUCAAUUCCUUGAAGGAAUCCUAGGAGGUGAACAUGAAGGUUUAAACAACAGUUUCUCAGUGACAGAACCAACAGUAAUAUGCCAACAUCUUCACUGUGGCAUGAGUGUUACUGUGAUGUUUUGUUAAGUAGGUGGGGCUCUCCCCACAUAAAGACUUUAAAAUGUUCCUUUGAUUAUACCAGGAGUCCUCUGUAGUUUUCAACAACUAAUAAGUUUAUAGUAAAGCCUGAGUAAUGCUUUCAGUUGAACUUUUUCAUGGAAAAACAUGAAGUGAAAUAUGCUGUGAUAGGUUAGAUAUUCCCCAACAUGUACUUCAUCUUAUGAGUUAUGAUUAACACCCAGUCCCCACCCCAAUCUAGACACCAUUUAAAUUGUGUUGCUGUAUUCUGAAAGACUUUUCCCACAUACAGCAGUGUUUGGACUGAACUAACAGAAGUGUCCACAGGCCCUGUGGAAGCACUAGUACCAGUAAAAUGCUAUGCAUUUAGUUGUGCUCUCUGAGUUUGUUUUAGUCUUGAGCAAAUUGUUUGUAAGGGGUAGGUUGGCAGCUGGUUUUCCUCAUGUAGGCUUACCCUCAUCUCUGCCACUAUAGUAUUUUCUUGAAGUCUGUAAAAUACUAUAAACCAUGUAGAUGUCUCAUCAAAAUCCUCAUGAUCAGGCUACUGACACUCCUGCCAGAGGUAACUGAAGCACAUGUUACUUUACUCUUUGAAUGCUGCUAUGCACUAAGGGGGCAUUAAGUGUUAGGUUUGUAGUUUCACAUGCUGCUAGUUAAACUAGACCAGCAGUUCUCAAAUGGGGGUUCAGAGUGGACCCUGAGGAAGAGUGUGAGCACUCAAGGUUCAGGAUCCCAAAUGCCUGGGUGUGAGGGGCUGAAAAGUGCAGCCAGGACCAGCUCAUGUUGAGACAAGUUGCUUUAGAGACUGGGGGUAGAGAAGGGACAGCAUAACUCAGAUGUUCUUUUUCUUAUACCUCUUCUAACAUGUCUUUCCCUGUAGUGCAUUCCCAUUGCCUCACUGGAAGCUUCCAAGCACCUUUUCCAUGCCCAGUGGCCAGUGUGAGCUGUGCUUGCAGUACUCUGAGGACGGAGCAGUGAGGCUCCUUUCAGAGCUUGUGCAGGAGCAGCUGCUGCUGCCAUGAGAGAGCCUGGAGCUGCAGGUCAGCAGGAGGAAUGCCAGCGUUGGCAACUCUGGGAGAACAUCCUGGUUUAGGGCAAAUUUGGGAGGACCAGGAUAGAGAAAUAUCCAGGGGCCCUGCUUUGUCCCUCUGGCAGGAGAUUUUGUCUUGGAUGCUGCAGACCCAGGUGGUGGGAUUUUAGUGUCCCCCUCCAUUUUCCCUCUCUCACUCUGUGGAACAAAUACAUUUCCCCAGUUACUGACGCUCUUGGAAGCUGCCUGGGCUCUGAGGCAGCAGCACCUUCUUGGCCUUUGCUUCCCCACCACCUGUGUACAGAUGUUCUUGGAUGCAUUUUGUCCUCCUGUUCCCUCCCUUUUGCAGCUCCACUCCCCUUAUGUACAGACCUGGUUCCUUAAGCUCUUGUUUAGGGAAAGAAGGGUACGUGUGCUGACAGUCAUUGUGUAUAUUUGAAUUAAAUAUGUGUAUGUGUCUGCAAAUAAUGUAUUUUUUUGUAUUUUAUGCAAAUUAAUGCAUAAUAUAUGAUUGUGUAGGUAGGUAUUCAGGGGGCUGUACAGUAUUCCUGAAGAGAAGAGGAACUGACCUAAAGUUUGAGAACUGCUGCCCUAGAUCAAAAGGAGUCAAUGCACAUACACUGGCUAAAAGGCAGGUUUGUGACAGACAGAUUAAUAUGUAUAUUAUUUAACUGAUGACCUUAAAGAGUAAAUUUGAAUUACAGAAAAAUCUGUGCUUCAUUUUCCUUUAAUUAGACUAUUGCUUUGUUUCCACUAACAGAUUUUCUACCAUUACCUUCUGGUAAUCAACAUUAGAAUCAUUGUUCUUAAUUACAACUGUUUGAGCUUGCUAAUAGCAGAUGUUAUUAAUGUUUUUGUUAACCACUGAAGCUGCAAGUUAGGACAACACGUUGCAGUUGCACGCUGGUGUGUGGUGAGAACCCUUACCCAAAUUGCACCAAAGCUUUAGAGGAUGAAUUGAUGCCUGGGUUUAUUUUGGAGGGAAGUUGCUAAGCACUUUCUAGUUUGGUUUUUUUUUUUCCUAUUUUCAUUUACUGUUGUAAAAUAAACUUCUUAGUUGAAGUUCCAAUGUUUGCUAAUGUUCAUUUGAAAGACGUUCAAAUGAUGGAGACAGUGGGUUCCCAUUUGUAGCAUUUCUGUAAGAUACACAGUGUAGCAUAUCUGUAACAUAUGUUCUAAAGGAUAUGUUCUGUUUUGAUGAGCUAACUGAAGACUAAAGAUAUCUUAGAUAUUUAUCCUUUGGCUUUUGUCUUAAAGUUUUAUUAUUUUUAUACAGAAAUCUCACUGGCUAAUUUUUAAUCUGUCUUCUGAUUGUACUGUUCUUAGGCAAUGUAAAAAGUAGAGAUACUUAUAAAUGUGGUUUGAUAAUGGUUUAAGGUGUACUAGCAAAUGUGGACUUAGGGGUCUUAUUUAGACCUGUAGUUAAUCAGUGUUACAUGCAUGAGAAUUUCAUGGCUGCUUUAAUUUUGCUUUAUUAGACAGCUUUCAGGAGAGCUUCUCCAGCUAGUGUUUGUGUCCAGCUCAGUCAGAAUCACUGCCAGGUGCCAGGAGCUCAGAGCAGACCCCAGUAAGGCACAUCUGGUCCUGUUCAUCUGGUAUGUAACAUUCCCUGUGGGUUUGGGAGAGCCACAGAAAAUGAGUUAUGCUUUAAAUAUUCAUAAAUGCAACAGCUUAGAAUGUGGCCCUUAUGCAUAUUGAAAGGUUUUUUUCUUCUUCAGUGGUUUUGGUAAUUAACUGGAACUUAAAAGCAGACACAGCUAUACCAACCUGUACUGAUAGAAGUGCACUUGUACAGGAGUGUUUGCCAGUGUAGCUGUGUCAAUAAAAUGAAUUUUUUAAAAAGUCACACUUGUAUGUGAAAGUAGGCUGGAAAAUUUCCAAGAGCAACUGAAGUCUACUUGGGAAGCUUAUGAAUUUGCUCCAAAAAGCAAUAUAAUACUUAGAGUAACAGUCCUCCAGAACCAUUUUAUGUACUGGCCACUUGCUGUUCAGAUAGGUGAGGUUUUCCCAGGCUCAUACCAUUUCCCGUGUUAGGCUGUACCCUCUUCCAAAAUAAGAAGUAUUAAAGAUUUUAAUUGUAUUUUAACACUUGUUCCCACAGGAUGUGUCUACAAGAAAUCUUUUUUAUUCUCUUUAUUUCCUGGGAUUUUACUUUCUGUAUUCAGGUGUGCAGGAUACCCCUCACAGUAAUGCUUGCAGUAUUUCCCCUGAGGAAGCUUGUCUGCCUCCACUGACUUGAAGUGUCAGUUGAUUUGGCUCAGCAGAGAGUGUCUGAAGGAGUUUCAAACAGGCUGCAUUGUAAAUCCAUUCUUUAUCCAUUAACCCAUCUUUUUUUUUUUCAGAAAUGAAGUUCUUGGUGGAGGGUAAAGCCUUUGCUAGAUUUUUGUCAUUGAGACAUUUCAAAUAGAAGGUUUUUGUCCUGCAAGCAUCCAUUUCCUCAUUUUUUUCCUGUGAAAGCAGGUAUUUACCUCCUGACUUCUACUUGUGCUUUGUCCUUAGAGGAAUCCAGAGUUUUGGAUAGAACAGAUUGAAUUCCUUUGUAACUGCAGUUGAGGCAGGAAGAGGAAAGGAUAAAAGGGUAAAACCAACUGUUUGGGCAGAUCUGUGGUACCUUUUGCAUAAUUUCUGUACCUUGACGUGGAAGGAAAUAUUCAGGUACAAAACCAUUGAAGUGUAAUUUGAGUGGAAGUUCAGUGUGAGACUGGGCUGGGUGUCAGUGCCUGGCAUGGCAGCUACAACUAAUGCCAGCUUCAGAUGGAUGUUCUCAUUCUAAUAUCACAGCAUCCAUGCAGAAACUUCCACCUCAAGAGCUCAACAGAUUUCUUACACGGUGACAAAUGUACAGCUCUGAGUGAUCAAAGAGUUCAGUGACAGCUGUGUUGAGUCCUGGUUUUGCAAAUAAUUAGACAUCCCCCUAAUUUAUAACAUGACUAGUUCUGAUUGUACUGAGACUGCUCAUAUUGAAGCUCAGCAUGUAUAAAAGCUUGCAGUGUUACUUUCUCACCAGUAUUGUAUAGAGAUGUCCUGUUAACCUAUACUUAGAAAUAUAUUUGUCAUCAUUACCCAGGUACUUCCUCAUUGAUUGUUUUAGGCUGCAGAUAAUGACUGUGCAAAGCAAUCAAUCUAGGGUAGUUUUUUAAUAAUGCACCUGAAUUAAUUUAUUAGAGAUGGAGAGAAGCUAAUAUUUUAGAGUAUUUUUUUUUUAAAUACCCUGUUCCUGUUAAAUGCUGAGUGAAACAGGUAUGAGCAGAGCUAUUAAUGAACAAUUUCAGUGUAAAGUGUUAAUUGCUCAUAGUGAAUUAAUUUUCAAGUCACUCUUGCAUAGUGACCUGUAGUUUCAGACAGGAGAUACUGUGAGGAGAAAGAAAUUUUUAAUUCACUUAAUGCUUAGUUAAUUUGAGCCUAAAUUAAAUUAAUUUUAAAAGAAUUUGCCUUUAGUCAUGAGAGUUUAUUUAGACCCGAAAGGUUCUCUGUAGUUACAAAGCCUGGAUGGCUUUGCAAAUGGUGACAUUGAAAAAGAGACAGUAGUAAUGCUCCAGUGCCAGCCAUGUGGGUUUUUCAGGAAGCUUUUUCAGGAAGCUGUCCCUGGUCUGAGCUGGUGGAGUCAGGGCCUGGCACACAGACUGAGCACCAAGGCAGUGAGCACACAGCACCCUAAUCCAUGAGAAUCAGCCUGGUUUGUUCUUACCAUCUUCUUCUCUUUGGAAAUCUGACAUUUCCUUCCCCACUCCAUUUCUGAGAGUGGCCUUUUGCUCUCUUGGGUGUCAGCUCUGAGGGCUGGGGAGUUUUGUGUCCUGCCUUAUCCCCUGGCUCCCAAGGUCAGCACUUCCACACGUGCUCAAGGCCCCAUCCUAAGCUGCUGUGUAGGUUUGUGUAACCUCUGCAUUAAAACACACACCUGCUCAUUCACCUUCAACUUGAAGGUUGCAUAGUAUUUUCUGAUCUCGUACAGCAAAGUGGAAUUGAAAAAGCAAAGUUCAGAGAUAUGAAUAUGCUGCUAAUUGCAGGUAUGGAGCAAGUUCAUAGUCCAGCUUUUGUAGCCAUUGAUUUAAAUUUUCUGAAGCUCAGUUCUGGAAGCCAGUGUAAUGAAAUCUCAAGUUAAAAUUUUUUGCAUUUCAGGCAAGUAUUCCUGUUGAAUUAUCCAAAUGACUCUGUAGAGUAAGGAGCUAGAAAAACAAGAUUUUUUAAAAGAUUUUUUUCUAGAAGUAAUUGUAACUCGAGCACCAUUGUGCAUUCGUAGAAUUGUGAUCAUAAACUCUGUUUAAGUGCAAUACAUAACACUGAAGGAGCAUUCUAAUUGUGUUUAUGAAGCACUGCUUGGGUACAUAGGGUUGUUGACAGGCUUGGGGUGUUGUUGCUAGGUAAUAAUCAGAGUAUCUAUGCUGAUUAUGGGAUUAGGCUUGAAGCACAAAUGUCUUUGAUUCGUGAGGUAGAUCUGCUUUGUGACUGAAGCCUGGGCAGCCUGUGGAAGGCUUGUGGUGUCCUCCACUACCCAGCCAGGAUGCUUCCAUCCUCUGGCAACUUUUUGCAAAUUCAGUUUUGGAAAGAACAAUGAGGGAUUCUGCACACCCAACUUCCUUUCCAAGCAGUCUUUGUGUUAUAGGAUGAACAAGCCAGUACUGACCAGGAAAGAUGUGUGUAAAGAUGAAGGGUUUUAUCACUGAGUGCCAAAUACUCUGUUCAGAGUUGAAAACACAUAGAAUAUCUCAUUAAAAUCAAUGUUGAUUUGUAAGAGGUUCUUUAAAUGAGAAAAGUACAGAAGUCUCCCAUAAAGGUUUAACACUUUAGCUGCUGUUAGCAUUAAUAUCAAUACUGUAAGGUAUUUGAAUGGGGAAGGGCCAUUAGUUGCUGGCACAGCACAAGAAGUGAUGUACAGAGGAGAUGUAGCAGUGGUUAUCUGUAGUUCUUUUAUUUCAGAUAUUUUCACCUUCCUGGCACGGCUUCUGUCCUCUCUGGCAGUGAAACUGUCACUAGAGAGGGAUGGUUCAGGCACCAGUGUUCUGUCCCCAGAAGCACCAGGUUAAAAAAAAAAAUGGAGAGGAAAAGACAAUUGUUAGGAAGGCAGUAGGCUGGAGAUCACUGCACAGCUGGUGUCUCCCUCCAUGCAUGCCAAGGAUAAAAGUGGGCUUGCAAAGAGAGUUACCAGCAAUAUGUUUUAAAACUCCCUUGGCAGGCUCAGGCACCACAGUUGGAUUUUGGUGGAGACCUGCAGUGCCACUGUUGCCUUCUCAAUGAAGGUGGCAGCCUAAAAGUUGAUGCUCUUUGGCAUCAACUUUUACUUUUUUCCACAAAAAGUAAGAAAGAAUAAAUUUGACAAGUAAUACAGAGAUGUAACAUCAACCCAUUAAUAUUUGCUUUGGCUGCAAGUUGUGUGUUCCCUGUAAAAAAUGUUAAAAACUUGAAGUGGCUUUAGGAGCACUGCAGCAGUUACAGGGAACGUUAGGGCAGAUGGGGUUGGGUAAACUUUAAUUAGGACUUGAGAAGCUGAACCACACUGAUAAAUAAAACAUGUCAGCAGCCUCACCCAACUGCUUGCAGUUCCAGUUCUGUGCAUGUUAGUGAUUCAGAAGGGUGAGACUUAUUAUGCAAAACACACCUAAAAUGAACUUGAAAAUAGCUUUUCCUUCAUUUGGUGUUGAAUGAACUUUGAAAGAGGAAUUUCCCCCUGCCUGCUGAGUCUGUAGGAAUUAGUUAUUUCAUGAUUCUGAAAUGCCUGGUGCAUUCCUAUAGUUGAUGUAUUUGCUGAUUUUUAAAUGGAAUUAAGUUUUGUAAAUAUUUUGUCAGCCCCAUUUCAGUGGGUGUCCAGUUUCUAUAAAACCUGAAGAAAUGCUGUGUCCAACCCCUGUGUUUAGCCAUGGUUUAUCCUGUAGCAUCUCCAGCAUUAACUGACAGCAAUUACAGUUUGAGGAAGCAGGGAGCAAUUCCUUAGGGUUGUUUUUCCAGUUAACAUUGCACGUGUUUUCCUACUUUUAACAUGGAAAUAGAAUUUCCUCGAAGUACAUUUUCCAGCACAAAAAAAUGAAAUAAUUUUUGGUGCCAAACACUUCAAACUAUAUUGCUAAGCAUUGCCUCCUCUUAUUGCACUAGUUUUAAAAUUCAGUUUUUGAUCAUUUAUUGUCCUUUUGAUGGCCUUUUAACUAGGUUUUCCCCCCAAACCAUUUUCUACUGCUGAAAAAUGUUUGUCCCCUUUUGAUUACAUCACAGAAACCUCAAAGAAAUUUACCACAGAUUGGGGGUGAAAGAAGCACUAUGUAGGGUGAAGUAAUCAAAAUAAUCACAUUUUGGUAUGUUUCAGAAAUCAAAGAUUAAUUUAUGAUUGAGAUGUGAUUGUGUAUUAUUAUGGAGUGAAAUACUGGAAUAUUCUUUUAUAAGAAAAUUUAACCCAUGUCGUUUUAAAUUCUACAAUUAAAUCUAUCUCUAUAAUUGAUAUAUAAUAAAAUGAAUUAUUACCCAAAAUUGAAAUUUUACAGUUUCACACAAAGAGUACACAAUGAGCUAUGUAAAAGUAUGAUCUUCACUUUGUGAAUCAUUUUUUAAGAAGCACUUUCCUAUUACCAACUAGCAUGUGAAUGAAUUUUAGAUUCUCUCAUUUGUUAUGAUCUGUAAAAGUGACAUUUCUUCAAUCUGUCUCUUAAUGGAUAAAUCCAUCCUACAAAUGCUGAAACAAAGCACCUUAUACUAUGCUGCUUAAACUUGCUUGUAAUUGCACCUUUUGUUAUCUGCAGAGUUUUCUUAAUGAGUAUUCUUGUGUGAAAUCAUUGUUCCCUGUGGGUCUGGGGGACAGUUAACCAACCUACAGCAUCAUUUACUUAGUUUCUCUUUCAAUACAACAUUGUAUUGUGAGUUUAGUGCUUCAGAAAUAAAUGCUAAUUUCAUUUGUC
Passer domesticus (house sparrow) is the source of this 11187-nucleotide messenger RNA. It is a transcript of the gene PHC3, whose product is annotated as polyhomeotic homolog 3. Gene Ontology annotation, molecular function: histone binding; zinc ion binding; chromatin binding. Gene Ontology annotation, cellular component: nucleus; PRC1 complex. Gene Ontology annotation, biological process: negative regulation of DNA-templated transcription. Lineage: Eukaryota; Metazoa; Chordata; Aves; Passeriformes; Passeridae. The record is from RefSeq and is a predicted model, not a curated record. The transcript is spliced from 15 exons. Bases 131 to 3181 code for a protein of 1016 amino acids.